Messenger RNA from Nicotiana tabacum (common tobacco), 636 nucleotides. The record is from RefSeq and is a predicted model, not a curated record. NCBI's taxonomy places the organism in Eukaryota, Viridiplantae, Streptophyta, Magnoliopsida, Solanales, Solanaceae.
AUGUGGGACAACGACAUUAGUACAAAAGCAAAGAUUGGUGAUUACAGUUUCAAUAUUAGCACAUCUGAGUUGGUAGCCAUUUUAAGAAGUAUGGGAGAUAAUGUGCGGUGGCCAAAAGAAAUGACAUUGCACCCUAGCAGAAAAGACCCAGAUUUCUGGUGCGAGUUUCAUAAUGAUCACGAUCACAAAACAGCAGAGUGCAGAUUGCUACAAGGUGAAAUAGAGCAUUUGUUAAAACAAGGUUAUUUAACCAAUUUGUUUAGAGAGAAGGGUAAGCAAUCGUAUAUGAAGAAUAGGCAGGAGCCACCAAAACCUUUGUCACCAAAAAUAAUGGUUAAUGUGAUAAGCGGAAGAGAGGAGGUCAACGAUGUAACGUAUACAGUUGUAAAAAAGAUGUCAAAAGUCACAGUUACCCAAGGAAAGCGAAUUCGCCAAGUUUUGGAAGAAGACAACAUAAUGUUUGAUGAUGCAUAUGUAGAUGUAGAUGGCAUGAUGAUCCCAUACAAUGAUGCACUGGUUAUUAAGUUCCCUUCAAAAUGGGGAAUUAGACAAAUCCGUGGUGAUCAACAAGCCUCUAGACGUAUCAAUUCAGUGGUAGAUUCAAGCAUAAAGAACGAUGUUACAGACAAAAUAUAG